CCGUCCUCCGCCCAACAUCGACAUUGUUAACAUGUCGAUGUACAGUCCACUGCAGAUACUUGGAAUUGGGUUGGCGACGUGGUUGCUCUACCAAUGGUAUCUCUUCCAUGCCACUAGACGAAAGGUCCAGCACAUCCCUACCGUCGGAGGUGACGGUUUCAUCAGUUCGUAUAUCUCUGGCUGGAAGUUUUUGGUUUAUGGCCACCAUAUGGUCGAAGAGGGAUAUAAGAAGUACCCGGGAAGAGCGUUCAAAAUACCUACUGUUACCACCCCCAACCGAUGGAUGAUUGUGCUGAGCGGCCCAGAAAUGGUCGGGGACAUCAAAAAGGCGACUCCAGACCAGCUCAGCUUCCCCGAUGCAGCUUUCGAGCUCCUCCACAGCGACCACACCUUCGGGACUAAGAAUUGUCGCCUCCACCCGUACCACAUCGAGACCGUCCGAGGGCCUCUCACGAGAGCCUUUCCCUCACGCUUUGGAGAACUCAAGGAAGAGAUGGUUCACUCAUUUUCGCAGUUCAUGCCUGCAACCACUGAUUGGACACCCUACACGAUUAUGAACACGCUUACGCCAAUUAUCAGCCGAACAAGUAACCGACUGUUCGUCGGUCUUCCUCUGUGCCGUAACUCGGAGUAUUGCAGCUUAUUGGAGAACCUUACAAUUCAUACAUUCGUGGUUGCGAAUAUUCUGAAUCUUCUACCCGAAUCAUUCAGACCUAUUAUUGGACGACUUGUUAGCAGGUUCCCAGGCGAUCUGCGAAGGCUGAGAAAGCAUGUUGACCCUCUUUUCAUUGAAAGGAAAGAGCUCGAUGCGAUGCAUGGUAGUCGGAAGUGGGAAGGGAGGCCUAGUGAUAUCAUCUCGUGGCUGUUGGACACGGUUCCCGAGGAAUUGGACAAUCUUAAUGAUCUGGCGCUUCGACUGGUUGCCGUCAAUAUCGCUGCUAUUCACACUACGACUAUCACCUUGAGCAAUACUCUCUUCGAACUCGCAUCUCGACACGAGUACAUCGCACCACUAAGAGAGGAAAUCGACCAAGUUCUCAAGGAAUACGGAUGGACAAAGGAAGGGAUGGGUAAGAUGCGCAAGCUGGACAGUUUCAUCAAGGAGGUUAGCCGCCUCCACACACUUUCUGCGGUAUCGAUACAGAGGAAGUCCAGGGUGGACUACAAGCUCUCCGACGGUACCGUGAUCCCUGCGGGAUUCAGAGUAGCGGCUGCAUCUUCACCGAGUCACUGUAAUCCCAACGAAUACGAAGACCCAAUGUCCUUCAACGGUUUCCGAUUCUCAGAGAUUCGAGAGGAUGCCAAAGAAAACCAGCAUCACCGCAACCAAUUGGUCUCGCUCGACGCCAACUUCCUUUUCUUUGGUCAUGGACGGUCUGCGUGCCCUGGGAGGUUCUUUGCAGCGAGUGAAAUGAAGGCGAUCAUGUCCCACAUCUUGAUGAACUAUGAUAUCAAGUUGGAGAAUGACAGCACCACCCCUCCCUCACAUUUCUGGUACGCAACGCUCAAGUCACCAAGCCCGACUGGCCGAGUCUUGUUCAGGAAACGAAGUGAUGUAGAAUAG
Messenger RNA from Coprinopsis cinerea okayama7#130, 1564 nucleotides. RefSeq names its product cytochrome P450. NCBI's taxonomy places the organism in Eukaryota, Fungi, Basidiomycota, Agaricomycetes, Agaricales, Psathyrellaceae. The coding region runs from base 38 to 1564 and encodes 508 amino acids. The record is from RefSeq and is a predicted model, not a curated record. The transcript is spliced from 12 exons. Gene Ontology annotation, molecular function: heme binding; iron ion binding; monooxygenase activity.